AUUUCAAAGCCUUCUUCGAGAGUGUAUUUUCGUGCCCUUUUUUCACCAAAAUGGACUUCUCGUGGAGAUGAGUCACAUAUUGAGCUCACGGCAAAUGUUUCAUAUUUCGCAUUAUAUAAGAUCAUUCUUUAUAUAUACACUGGCAUUAUAGAUCUAAGGGAUGUUGACAUGGGAACUAUCCUCGAAAUUUUAACCGAAGUUGUUACUGCUAGUAUGCUUGCGGUUGUUACUGCUGGUAUGCUUGUGGUUAUUACUGCUGAUAUGCUUGCGGUUAUUACAGCUGGCAUGCUUGCAGUUGUUGCUGAUGGUGUGCUUGCAGUUUUUGCUGCUGUUGUUCUUAUAGUUGUUGCCGCUGUUGUUCUUGUGGUUGUUGCUG
Molecule: messenger RNA, 376 nt
Organism: Racocetra persica
Lineage: Eukaryota; Fungi; Glomeromycota; Glomeromycetes; Diversisporales; Gigasporaceae
Source: the annotation of a GenBank genome assembly